Molecule: messenger RNA, 2509 nt
Organism: Topomyia yanbarensis
Lineage: Eukaryota; Metazoa; Arthropoda; Insecta; Diptera; Culicidae
Product: zinc finger protein 728-like
Exons: 3
Coding region: 73-1677 (534 amino acids)
Biological process (GO): regulation of transcription by RNA polymerase II
Cellular component (GO): nucleus
Molecular function (GO): RNA polymerase II cis-regulatory region sequence-specific DNA binding; DNA-binding transcription activator activity, RNA polymerase II-specific
Source: RefSeq, a predicted model, not a curated record
GGAUGCACAGAUUUAAAAUUACCUACUGCUAGGAAAACAUCGCAAUGCAAGGUGUCCAACAGAAGCGUAAACAUGGAGCUGCAAAAUCCAAAAUCUAAUGAGGACAAUGACGAAGGAUGCAUUGAAUUCAACGCCUCUUUGCAGAUAAAGGCUGAAGAAAUUGAAAUAAUAGAUGCACCGCUUGAAAUGGAAUCUGGACCUCCGACUGAAAAUGAUGUCAGCUGUUUAUCAUUUCACUGUGACAUUUGUGGCAACACUUUCGGUUUGAAAUCCACGCUAAAAGAGCACCGCUUGAUUCACAUGAAAGGGAAUUCUCUCAAAUGCGAAUCUUCUGAGACAAAAUUUUCUACGUUCGCAUCGCACUGGAAUGAACAACCUUCCAACAGUGAUCUGUGUGAAAAAGAAAAUUCUUCAAAUAGCGAACUUGAAUCUCAGGAGCUAAUUAGCAACGUUGAAAAACCUUAUAAAUGUAACAUAUGCGGAAAAGGCUAUACUACGUUCGGUCGCCUUAAUGCACACCUUAAAACUCACAAUGAAAAAUCUCACAAAUGUGCAAUGUGUGAGAAAGUAUUUUCCACAAUGACCCAACUCAAAGCACAUAUGAGGAUUCACACGGAUGAAAAACAAUACCAAUGUGAAUUGUGUGCAAAAAGAUUUCGUUUGCCCGCCCAGCUCAAGGUACACACGUAUAUUCACUCCGAUGCUCAACGAUUCAGCUGUGAUGUGUGUGGGAAAGGAUUUUCUAUGCCCAGCAAACUUGAAACUCAUAAGCUAAACCACACCAACGAAAGGCCCUUUAAAUGCGAUAUUUGUUCGAAAGGCUUUCGCCUGCGUUGUCAGCUCACAAUACAUGCAUUUGUUCACACAGAUAUUCAAAAAUGCAACUCGGUUGGGAAACUUUACAAAUGUGAUGUGUGUGAGAAAGCAUUUCGUAGAAUCGGUUAUCUCAAUGUACAUAAGAAAAUCCACUCGGAUGAAAAACCACACAUGUGUGAAGUGUGUGGAAAAGGAUUUCGUACGCGCUGUGGGAUGCAAACACACAUGUAUUCUCACUCAGCCACGAAAUUGUACGGCUGUGAUGUGUGCGGGAAACGAUAUACUACGCCCAGCAACCUCAAAUGGCACAAGAAAAAACAUAAAAGCAAGAACGCACGAACUCUCAACAGUGAUUUAAGUGGAAAGGACGAUUCUUCGUGCAACAAACUUGAAUCGCGCAAGCUAAAUCGCAAUGUAAAACCUCACAAAUGUGACAUCUGUUCAAAACACUUCCGCCUACACAAUCAGCUCAGAGCACACGCAUUGGUUCAUACAGAGCAGAAAAAUUACAGCUGUGAAAUAUGUGCGAAAGAAUUCAAAUUUCCCGGUAGCCUGAACCGCCAUUUUAGAAUUCACACAAAGGAAACGCCGUUCAAAUGUGAAAUAUGUGGUAACGAAUUUCGAGAAAACGACAUGCUACAAAAGCAUAUGUUUGUGCACACCGAUGCGAAACCAUACAGUUGUGAGGUGUGUGGGAAAAGAUUCCGUUUUCGCUAUAUCCUCGCCAAUCACAUGUUGUCAAUUCACUCAAACGAAAAAAUAAAAAAAUGUGACACGUGUGAUCAACGAUUUAUGUAUCAAAAACCCUUCAAUAGACACAAAUUAAAGUGUGGAGUACAAGAUAGAACUGAAGUGAUGUAGAAUACGUAAUACUAAUAAAUUAACUAAUUUGUGUAAAUCAGAUGUAUUCAAAACUUCCUUUUACCAAAUACAAAGAUUAGAUCGCGAAAAAUUUAUAAUUUGGCAAGAUAACUGUUCCUGUAGCAAGAAAACCAGCGUUUUUCGUGACAGAUAACACUACUGUUGGGGCGACUUACGUGGGGUUCCGUAUUCAGAGGAUUUUCUUCCGUCUAUCUCUUGGGACGGCCCAGGGUGAUCAUCGGUGAGCACCGAAUUCUUCCGCAAUCACUACACUACCAAGGUCCCCUUUUUAACUGUUCAUCGAUUGGGUAUGCCGACUUGCAACCCUUUCUUUGCUUCACUGGGGCUUGCCUUAUUUUACUUGACUUGCUACUGCUCGAGAUUUAUCGUUUACAUACGGCUCACAAAACGUAUAAACUGUACUACACUUCAAGUUUCCCGGGAAUCGGUAGGUUUGUUCCAGUAUACGGAAGUCACUCCGGAGUAAACAGGAGCAAAAAAUCUUUGCUCCUUUUUACUCCGGUUUGCUACCAGAAGAAGAAAGAGAAGAAGAGAGUGCAGGAACGAUAUUCUCCGGAGUACUUCCAGUUUCUCCUGGUACUGGAACAGACCUGGUGUAAUAAAUAUACCAUACAUAACUAGACUCACUGUUCUCCAUUCACCCACAGGACCAGCUAAGUAGCAGCUCAUGUAAACAAAAAUAUAAUCCUGUUAAAAAUAAGUGUAGCUUAGAAAUGAGACGAUGUUUGAUGGUCAUAUUCGAAGCAAAAACAAAUUUUUAUUUGAAAAACUUUUCAAAACGGCAAACCCGCUUCAAGUUACAAUUGCACCU